This is a messenger RNA of Megalops cyprinoides (Indo-Pacific tarpon), 1983 nucleotides long. Its product is annotated as dTDP-D-glucose 4,6-dehydratase-like. Lineage: Eukaryota; Metazoa; Chordata; Actinopteri; Elopiformes; Megalopidae. The coding region runs from base 753 to 1829 and encodes 358 amino acids. The record is from RefSeq and is a predicted model, not a curated record. The transcript has 12 exons. Gene Ontology annotation, biological process: nucleotide-sugar metabolic process. Gene Ontology annotation, molecular function: dTDP-glucose 4,6-dehydratase activity.
UGCCGUAAAGCAGUUUGGUUGUCGCUUGCUAUAGCCGAAAAGUGUACAACUUUCUCUGCUAUAUCUAAUCAUCUAACAAGUUAGCGUAGCGUGUUGAUAUUAGUGUUUUUGAUAAAAAUAUGGGCUCCUGGUCAGUCUCUGGGUAAAACUUAGGCUUUAUUAAGGUUGCAUGGAAUCACCGGGAUAAUUCAGCUAGCUAAACCAAAAAUUCCAGACGGUGCAAACAUAUGUGUUCCUAUCAGCCAUCUUUAGGUUGAGAGAGACUAUGGGCCCGAAAAAUCCGUAACAGACCUGAGGGAAAACACUGACAACUUUUAGGUUAGCUAAGUAACUCAUUAACUCAGCCACCACGUGAUAAUGAUAUUGAUAUUUGUUCUAGCUAUGCUACCGCGAAUUAAACAAAGUUAGCUAACAUCAAUUAGCUGUAUUUCACACAAAUCUGUUUGGCGUUUUAACCGGCUAACAAGCCGAACUAUUAUAGCUAGAUUAGGACGGUAUCGCUCGGUUGCUAGCUAAUUACGGUCAUUAAUUUUUUUGGCUGAACAUUUCGUCCGAGCAAGACUCCAAGGACAGUGUCGGAUAUGACACCCUGCAAUGGCCGCUGACCUCCGCUCCGGUGAAAUCCUUUUCCGCUUUCGUAAUGUGGAGAGUGUGCACGUAUAGCCCUGAAGGGCUUACACAAACGAGUAUUUGUUCUUAUUUGACUAAGAUUCCCUAAUCCGGGGACAGUGAUAUUUCUAAUCUGGAUAGAAAUGUCCAUGUUCGAGGACGUCGCAAUUCCCCAAAAGGAAUUUAACAAAACUGUCCUGGUGACUGGAGGCGCAGGGUUCAUCGGAUCACAUGUGGUCAACUCCCUUGUCGAAAAGUACCCAGAUUGGCAUAUCAUCAAUGUGGACAAGCUGGAUUACUGUUCAAACCUAAAAAACCUUGCACCUGUUGAGCAGAAACCAAAUUACACAUUUGUUCAGGGGGAUAUAUGCAGUCCAUACUUUAUCCACCAUCUCUUUGCAGUGCAGAAUAUUGACAUUGUUUUCCAUUUUGCUGCUGAAACACAUGUGGAUAAGUCCUUCCGGUGUCCUGCAGAAUUCACACGUGUGAAUGUUGAUGGGACCCGCUUGCUGCUUAAGGCGGCCCACAAAUCAGGGGUCCAAAAGUUCGUUCAUGUCAGCACUGAUGAGGUGUAUGGAGACAGCACUGACACGGAAUUUGAUGAACUGUGCCCAAGAAGACCAACCAACCCCUAUUCUUCAUCCAAAGCCACGGCAGAGUGUUCUGCACUCUCCUACUGGAAGAAGCAUGAGGUAAUGAGUGUUAAUUUGUUUCCUGUAAUAGUGACAAGGAGCAAUAACGUUUACGGACCCCGUCAGUACCUUGAAAAGGUUAUUCCACGAUUUAUAUCGCUUCUUCAACAAAACAAGAAGUGCACCAUCCACGGCUCAGGGCUUCAGUCUCGUCAUUUCCUGUAUGUUGAUGAUGUCACAGAGGCCUUCCUGACGGUCAUGGAGAAAGGCCUUCCAGGAGAGAUCUACAACAUUGGGACCAACUUUGAGCUGUCAGUUACACAGCUCGCCCAGCAGUUGAUAAAGACAAUGAAGAAUCUGUCCCUGGAUGCAGACCUAGAUGACUGGGUGGAGUUUGUGAAAGAUCGACCCUGUCAGGACCUGAGGUACCCGCUGAUCUCUGAUAAGAUGCACAGACUUGGGUGGAAGCCGAGAGUGUCCUGGACCGAGGGAAUCAGGAGAACAGUUGAGUGGUACGAAGAAAAUCCACACUAUUGGCCUGAGAAAGAAGCUCUUGAGCCACGCAGCCAGCCUUUGGCUGAGGGCUGAUACAUUCGCAGGAAUUCAGAAACCAACAGCAGUGACCAGCACUGAGAUCCUCCAGAGCUCAGAUGUUUUUAUUUAGCUAUUACAUAGCCUCAUUCUUUAUCUGUUGUACAGAAUUGAGGUAAAAUGUUUUUUACUAAAAUAUGAUCAAUUUUUA